GCAUACAGGGAACUGACUACACAGCAAUGCGGACGAAGAAGGGCAAAAACGAGUGGAAUAGUCCGUUUUUCUGGAACAACCCGGCAGGUCGGGGCUUUGCUUGGUCUUGAGACAUGAUUUAGCAGGGAUUACGCCUCCCAAACCACACAGAAAAGGACAUUAACUGGCUUGGAAGCAGCUCCGGGGCGGAUAUUUUCCCGACAAAACCCUUUCCCACAUUCGUAUUCCGAGCCCCGGUCGUGGGGGAACAGUCAGCUAAAAGAAUGAUUGCUUGAAUAUUUUUAUACUAUCUUGUAGCAUUUUUUUGCCAGCACCGCUUCCCAUUUUAACAGACUCGCUAUGGUGGACUCCCCUACCAUGAGGAAGACUUUUGUGGUCCCCGACAUAAAGCCAUUGGAUUUGUAUGACUGUACUAAAGCAAAAAUAUGCGCAAGUGUCGGAUGGCUAUUGGCAAAGUCCUACGGCAGUGCAGAAAAUGUCCCUGCAGAGCUGCGUGACCCUUUCUACUGUGACCAGUAUGAGCAGGAGCACCUUAAACCACCAGUCACACGCCUCCUGCAGUCCUCUGAGCUCUACUGCCGGACCUACAGUCUAUUACUGGGGGGCACCCGAGCCGAGGCACAGCCCAAAGACAACGUCGCCCUGCUGCAGCUCCUCACUCAAAGAGGCGUUUUCUCCAAAGACCAGGACACACCAGUGACUGAUGCAGACCUCCGACAUAAACCCAUCAAAAUGAGUGCUCACCUGGCACUGAUAGAUGCCCUGAUGGCCGUGGGAGCCAUGGAGACGGUGACUGCGGUGAAGACAUGUGGUUCUGCCGAGCUACUGGGUGGAGCCUCCAGCUGGCAAGAAGCUCUGCUUCAUUGGGUUAACGGGUUAAACCAGAAGUUAAGAGAACAAACUGAAGGAGACCAGAAUGACACGUCUCAGGCAAUUACAGAGCCCCAACCUGUUCAACCCUCAUGUCCUACUCGCUGGUACUGGAAACUUGUUCCUCUCCGGUACAGAAAGGAUAAAAUACAGUCCAAACAAAAGCCCGUCUUUCCCCUGGUGAAUGAAGUCAAAGACCUGUCAAGUGGUUGUGCUGUUGCUGCAGUCAUACAUUACUAUUGCCCUGGCCUGCUAAGACUUGAAGAUGUUUGCAUGAAGGAGUCCAUGACUGUAGCAGACAGCCUGUAUAACCUACAGUUCAUCCGUGAAUUCUGCGAUAGCUGUCUGAAGAGCUGCUGCCAAUUGGCACUGGAGGACAUGCUCUACACCCCACAGGAGCUUCAGCUCAACUUGCUGAGCUUCCUAGCAGAACUGCUUAGCUGGUUUGAAGUACGAAGGCCAGAAUUUGUACAGCCAAUAGACACAUUGGAUGGAUCCACACCAGUAACACCCAGUAGCUUGAGUGGCAACAGUACCUCCCCUUCUAUUUUCAAGAAGCCUUUCCUCCCCAUCUCUUCUCCUGCGUCAGGAUCUUUGACUCAGUCUACCUCAAUGUCUCAUAUAGAAGGAGUGGGAAAGACAUGGAGCAAGAAACCUCUCAGCCGCCCCUUGUCAGCAGUGUCUUUCAGCAUUCCUUUUGGCCUGGAUAGUGAUGUGGACAUUGUGAUGGGCAACCCUGUCAUAACCCGCUCUGUGAGCUCAGACCAACUUAACCCAGCAGGCCAAAACAUGACUCGGGUGCCGUACAGCCCUCCUGAAGACCUCAGUCAUUUGCUGAGCAAACCUCCUGGCCCCAACGGUCCGCAGAGAGCUUCUUGGGCCACCCAGAGCCCCAGUAUUCCAAGGCUGGCAGAGGAGAACGGCCUUGCAGCAAGUGAAGCAGGAGAACUGCCCACUAUUGAAGAGGCUCUUCAAAUCAUCCACAACGAGAGCAAGAUGGAGCCCCGUUUACACCCUGAUGGUGCUCCUGAUGGCUUCUACCUCCACUCACCUGAUGACCCUGCUAGUUCUAGACAUAACAACUUGGCACCCAUCAGCUGCUCUGCCCCUACACGCUCAGGAAUGAUGUACCGGCCCUCAGGAGAGUCCAAGGAGCCCACUCGCACCAGAAACGCCUCUGAAUGUUCACGAGAUGAUGACUCGGUCUUGAGAGAUGGCAGUGUGGACUCUGAUGCAUCAGAAGAUCUGCCUAAGGCCCAGUCCACACCCAACACACCAGCUGCUGGUGCACACCAUGUCAAAGAGGCGUCUGAUAGUGGUGUGAAGAUGACCAGCUUUGCAGAACGCAAAAAGAAGAUUCUGGAUUCUCCCAAAACCAGCCACCCCUCUCCUCCUUCUGAGAUGACCACUUGGGCACAAAAGUCUGAAGAAAGCCCCAACAAGAGCCCACAACUCAAUAAUGAGAUGUCUGAGCUGGGAACUCGGCUUGAAGAAAAGCGCAAGGCUAUUGAAGCCCAGAAGAAACGCAUUGAAGCCAUUUUUGCAAAGCACCGGCAAAGACUGGGGAAAAGUGCCUUUUUGCAGCUAAAGAAGGAGCAGCGUGAAGGGGAGGGUGAAGGAGGGGAUGGCCAGGUCAGCACCUCAUCCACAGAAGAAGACCUCUCUCGCUUGACACUGGAAGAAAGGCUAGCUCGAAUGGAGGAGGAAGAGCAGCAGGAACAAGAUGAACAGCGCCCCUCAGUGGAGGAUGAGGGUAAUGUCAAAGGAGGACUUCAGCUCAACAAACAGAUCAGUCACUCCAAAGAACAAGCGGGUACUCCAGGAGAGAAGGGCUCUGGGACUCCUGGUGAGAAAAUGGUAGCCCCACUAGGGGACUAUAACAAUGCUGUAUCAAAGUUGACUGCAGCUCUUAGCUCUCUGCAAAGUGACAUGCAGCGGCUGACUGAGCAGCAGAACCAGCUAAUCAAAAAGAAAGCUGCACCUUCCAGCAACAAAUCCUGGGUUAUUCCAGCCAGCCCUAAAACCUCUACCCCAGCUCCCACUGCGCGCAUGUCACGGGAAUCUACCAGAGAUUUAAAUUCGGCCUCGUCCUCUCCAUCUCCAUCCCGCAGAAUCACAAACCACACAACUCCUCCUAAAUCCCCUAAAGUCCAUCGUAGAGCCCAAUCUGUGCCCCCUAAAAGUCCCAAACACACCCAACACAGUCGUUCCUCGUCAAGGGUCAUCACUGCACCUCAAAGCGUGGAUCGCAUCCCCCACCUUCGUCGUGUAAAUCCCUGGCAAUCUCAAGACCAGACUUUGUCGUCAUUCUCCAUUGGUGACACUGACAGCCCAGAUGGGCUGCGCUCAUCUGGACCAACUCCUGUUCCUACGCCGACACUGACUCCUGCACCAACUCCUACCCCGACUCCCCGUCCUCUAGCAGAUGACGCAAUGUCAGAGGUAGGCUCCAUUGACGAUCAAAGUAUAUUUAGCAUGGACCUGGAGCCCGGGCCUUCGCAUGGUCCUUUGGGUAAGAGGGAAGGACUUGCACAUGGGGGCUGCAGCUCUGGUGCACCAUCAGAGUGCUCCUUCGAGAGUGAUGUCCCUGCAGGGAUGUUGAACGGCAAACGCAGUAGCCUGAUCGAGAUCCCGCUGUCUGCUCUGCAAGGAGAUGGUGAGGAGGACGACCAAGUACCUGACGCUUUCUCUGACUCGAUGAGUGACCGGACAGAGCCCGAGGCGAAAGCAGGGGUUGGUUUCUUUUUCAAGGAUGACAAGGAGCGAACAGAGGAUGAGAUGGCGCAGCGAAGAGCGGCUUUGCUGGAGAAACAACAGAAGAGAGCAGAAGAGAUGAAAAGACGAAAACUUGAGCAGGAAAAAGAGAAAGAAUCGAACAAGCCUCAGUGGAUGAUCAUUGAGGGCUGGGGAAAUAAGGGUGAGGACAGACCACAGACUCCUGGCACCCCUCCAGCAUCACGCACUCCACCAGUCGAGGGGACUCCCCAGCGUAGAGGGGACUUCACUCGGCAGGAGUAUGAAAGGAGACAUCAGCUGAAGAUCAUGGAAGAUUUGGACAAGGUGCUGAGGCAGAAACCCACCACGGUUCGCGGUGUCAAGAAGCAGAGACCCAAGACUGUGUUCAGAGAUGACUCCGUCCUCUCUCAUAGCCCUGCCAAGGGUUUCAUGGGCACCAGGCUGAACAAGGUGUACUCUCACUCAACCAUGAACCUGUCCUCCAUGGCUAAUGACUCUGGAGGCCUGUCUGUCAGGAAAUCUCCCAGCCGUUCACACUCUCCUUCCCGGCUAAUGUCACCAGGACGGAUGAGUGGUCACAACGGAGAGAAGGACUGGGAGAACGGCUCCACUAUUUCUUCUCCUGCCUCAAUCCCAGAAUAUACAGGACCAAAGCUGUACAAAGAGCCUAGCUUUAAGUCCAACAAGUUCAUCAUCCAUAAUGCUAUCACCCGCUGCUGCCUGGCCGGCAAGGUCAACGAACCACAGAAAAACAAGAUUGUAGAGGAAAUGGAAUCGAGCUCGGCCAACCACUUCCUCAUCCUCUUCAGAGAUGCCAGCUGCCAGUUCAGAGCGGUUUACACCAUGAAUCCUGAAACUGAAGAGAUGGGAAGACUCACUGGCAUUGGCCCCCGGGUCAUCUCACCUGAGAUGGUUGAGUCCAUUUACAAGUACAGCUCUGAUCGCAAGCAGUUCACUGUCAUCCCGUCCAAAACUAUGUCCAUGAGUGUUGAUGCCUUCACCAUCCCUGGUCACUUUUGGCAAAAGCGGCCAGGAACUCCCAAGAAGCUUGGAACACCCAAAUAAUGUCGGCUAGAUGGAUAGAGAUGUUACCAUUCAGGGAACCAACUCCCAACUUGACUCCUUAAGCCCUCUAUUUUGGCCAGUGAGGCACUUGAGAUUGUGCAUUACCCAGUUAAACUAGCAGUGGACAGCAUGACUGAUGAGGCUUUUGGCUAGCUAUCAGCCUGGACCCCAAGAACAAUCCAGUCGACUCUCCACACCAAGAGAAAGGGCCAAUCACUCACUCAUACAGCCAAUGUAGUUACAAUAGUUUCUCUCUUGGGGGCUUCUGGUUGACUCUGCCUCGUCUACCUAGAUUGUAAAAUGUAUUGCGAAUGAUUCUGUUGGGAUAAAGAAUUCUCUUUCCUUUGCUCCCUGUCCCCUCAUGCCUUGCCUUACCCUGCCCCUGGAGUCAUUUUUGCAGCUCUUAGGUAAGAAAAAGGGGGGACAACCACACUGCCUUUGCCCGCACAACAGUAUUUUGGGCCAGAGUAGUUCCCGCCCCUCUCAGUUCUGCUUGCUUUUCCUUUUGCUGCCUUUUCUUCUUCUUCUUCUUCUUCCAGAGCUCACUCUCUCUCCAGUCUACUGGGAUGAGUGGCUCAACUCUCAGUAAUAGGAGAUCUUAGCUGAAAAUAACUAGCAGGUAACGCUGCUCUCAUAUGAAUGUAGGGCGCACACUAACCACUCAUUCCAUUCAAGGGUGUUUUCACCGGUUGGCUUAGGACCAGAAAAUACCAUAGUGGACGGUUCCUCUGUGGGCUGCACUGGUAGUGGCUACUGUGGUUGUCAAUGGACUGCACACCUAGACACUGCCUGUGCCCCUAUAGUUGGCGCAAUCCACUCCAUUCCAACUCCUUCAGCUGUAGACAUGUGGAUGUUUUUUUAUACUAUUUUGACAUGUUUUUGCUGGACAAAUCGCUUCAGCCUUUGAGAGCUGAAAAAAGAAUGACAUUCAUGUGACUUUUUUCUCUUAACUUGCUUUCUCAUUUUCAACAUGUGAUGGCUUGAAAUGUUAACUGAGCUUAUCUUGAAAAACAAUACUGGAAUCAUGAAGGAGGGCUUCACCAUGUUUAUCGUUACUUGGAUACAGCCCUGUGUGAAAAUGAUAAUCAAUGCUGAUUUAAUAUAUACUGAAUGCUGAUUACUUUGAUUUUUUUUGGACAAUGAUUUAUAAGAAGUAAGUUGACCUUUGUAAGCUACGAAUAAGCUAGCCUGCUGCUUAAGCAUUAGUGAGAUGUAUGUUUGAGAUGAGAUUGAGUGUAUGAGAAUGAAAAGAAAUGGUCAAACAAUUGAAAAUUGCUGAAACCUUUUGUCUAGGGAUGAAUAAAUCCUUUGUCUCCAGGAGUCUGUUUCCUAUUAUGUGAUUCCCUGUUUAAGGUUUCUUAAUUAAGGAUGAAUCUGGACUGUAACAGCCCUCAUUUUCCCCACACAGUCUCUAGAGACUUCUUCAUGUAUAACUGAGGGAAUGUAAGACGCCAAUGUAAAACACUUCUUUUUUGCCAUUGUAUCCAUGCUGUUAGGGAAAACACUUAACCCUGCAGUUGCUUGUAAUUAGGUCAAUAUUACCACAAGACCUGUGGGAAAUUGGCCUUUUUCCCUUCCUUUGCAGUCUCUAGCACUACAGCAGCUGCCGUGCUGCAGCUGUCUUCUUUCAAAUCACUGACUGCCUCCAACAAAUGUUUGAAUGAGAUUCCAUUACAGAUGUGGAAAAAAUGCAGAGAGCUGCAAAAAAGAAGAUUGAUGAAAGUAUGUGUCGAGGAGUGCAUAUGGAAUAAGUGGAUGUUUGUAUUUAUCUGUUUGUAAAGAGUAAUAUGUGGUAGUUAAACACUUUAUUUUGAUUCUGUGCAAUUCUCCCUUAGAAAUCCCCAUGUCACCCUGAGGUGUAUUUAUUUGGUUUGCAUUAGAUGGUGCAUUUGAUGUUUAGUUUCUUCUUAUGUCUUUUUUUUGGUUAAGGUGGUUAAGUCUCUCAUUCAUUUCAUAGAAGUUGUCAUGACAUUUAUGUUGUUUUUCUUUCUCUUCUGUUAUCAAAUCUGUGCCAGCACAUUAUGUAUGAUCAUUUCAUAAAUCGACUAUCCUUGGCAACUGGACCAGAAGAAUAAAAUCCUUUUAAAAUCA
Centropristis striata (black sea bass) is the source of this 6762-nucleotide messenger RNA. RefSeq names its product calmodulin regulated spectrin-associated protein family, member 3 (gene camsap3). Gene Ontology annotation, cellular component: microtubule minus-end. The coding region runs from base 340 to 4671 and encodes 1443 amino acids. Gene Ontology annotation, biological process: negative regulation of microtubule depolymerization; neuron projection development; cytoplasmic microtubule organization. NCBI's taxonomy places the organism in Eukaryota, Metazoa, Chordata, Actinopteri, Perciformes, Serranidae. The record is from RefSeq and is a predicted model, not a curated record. Gene Ontology annotation, molecular function: calmodulin binding; spectrin binding; microtubule minus-end binding. The transcript is spliced from 18 exons.